This is a messenger RNA of Epinephelus moara (kelp grouper), 2477 nucleotides long. It is a transcript of the gene rec8b, whose product is annotated as REC8 meiotic recombination protein b. The coding region runs from base 1 to 1755 and encodes 584 amino acids. Gene Ontology annotation, molecular function: chromatin binding; protein binding. The record is from RefSeq and is a predicted model, not a curated record. Lineage: Eukaryota; Metazoa; Chordata; Actinopteri; Perciformes; Serranidae. Gene Ontology annotation, biological process: replication-born double-strand break repair via sister chromatid exchange; synaptonemal complex assembly; mitotic sister chromatid cohesion. The transcript is spliced from 18 exons. Gene Ontology annotation, cellular component: cohesin complex; synaptonemal complex.
AUGUUUUACUACCCAGACGUCCUCCUGCGCCGCACUGGAUGUUUUUCCACAGUUUGGUUAGCAGCCACCAAAGGUAUCAGGGUUACCCGCAGAGAGCUUCUCAAAGUCAAUGUCAGGAGAACAUGCGGAGACAUUUUGGACUAUGUGACAGCUCAGGUUCCUCCACCGCAACCCAACAUACCGAGGCCUCGCUUCUCUCUCUACCUGUCAUCUCAGCUGCAGUAUGGAGUGGUUGUAGUCUACCACAGGCAGUGUGGCUUCCUGCUCGAGGAUGUCCAACAGACCAUUGACCGCCUGCUGCGCUCUAAAAGAUGCAUAAAUAUAGACAUGGCUGAGUCUGACAGGUUGGCCUUGGAUGUGCCUGACAGCCUGUACAUGAUGGAGGAGGCAGAGGGAGCUCAGGACCCCUUUUUCGGUGUCAUAGAAGCACACAAACUACCCAGCCCCUAUAAAAUACACCAGUCAACGUUGGUGAUUGAAGAGGCAGGUUCACAGCACUCCCUGGUGCCCAGUCCCCACACCGCACUUGAUGGUUUCAGGUCACCUCCAGCUGCCAUCUCCCUGACAGAAAAGGAGCAGUUCAUCAUCACCGCUGCUGAGAAUUUUGAGGGAGAUGAGCUUCCUGAAGUCACAGCCAGAGAGAUCGACUUGUUGAUGGAUCAACCAGACCAGUUCCGUGGAGAGGUGGAGGAGCAGCAGACUGACCGGAGGACCAGGGAACUUGAAGGCGCCAUGUCCUCCAUUGACCAGCUGAAGGAGACAGUGCUGGGAGCAGAGCGGGACAGUGUGUGGCAGCUAGACGAGGAGUCGGGUCACCCGGUGGAGGUUCCUUUGGCAGCUGUUGCCCUAGAGAUGACCCCUCCACAGGUUGCUAUGCCAACUCCCCCCUCUGGGGCAUCUGGGAAAGAGGGAGACGGAGCAACAGACGGUUCCUGUGAGGAGGUGACUGUUCCUCCUCAUAGGAAGCCCGGUGGAGGUCGCAGGCGUCAGCUGGUCUUCGCAGACCCUGAGGUCCAGAUAUCUGAGACAACAAUGAAGGAGCAGAUUGAAGACCCACUGGCUGAGACACUGGAACUGUCCAAGGUGUUGCUGGACUUGCCCGCCUUCACCCAGCGUGCCACUCCUGCCCAGCUCUUCACCGCCCCCUGUGGAUCCCUGCUCCAUGCUGACCUCCAGUCACUAUGGAAACAGUGUGCCUCAAUCACCGUCCUGCCUGGACCUGGGGAAAAACAGAGAGGGGAGGAGGAAGAGGAGGAGGAGGAGGCGAGAGGGGAGUCAGAGCAGGACAGAGAAAUACUUAGGGCAGAGAGGAAGAGGAGGCACUCAAGCAGGAGAGAGAUAUCCAGUGAGUCAGGACUGCAGCCUGCAGAGAGCUCAUCUGUAUUAGAUGUGAUUAUGGACAUGUCCAAAGAGGACAGAUCUGUAAACGAUGUGAUCACUCCUGCCAGCAGAUGGUCUCCACAAGAGGAGGCCCAGCCACCAAUGGAGCCCAUAGCAGAGGAGAACAUCGAGAUGCCCGAGGCUCUGACUGACACAGAGAGCAGGGACAUGCUGAGCUGGAUCUCCUCCAGCCUGCAGAGGUUUGGAGAGGUCACCUUCGACUCUCUGGUGCCCCCAAAGGCUGACCGCAGCACUGCAGCUCACACACUCUACAAACUGCUGGAGCUGCUGUCUGCUCGAGAGGUGACUGUACAUCAGACUCAACCCUACAGUGACAUCAUCAUUAACCCUGCAGCGCUCAGGGUGACCGCCUGAACACACACAUACAGUUACUCUCACUAAAGUCCUGUUGAGGUACAGUUAAUAUUUUUUUAUUGAUGAAUGAAUGAAUUCUAUCCUUUGGCUUUUAGUAACGCAUCAGCUCUCACACUCCCCUGAUAUCUUUCAUUAUAAAAAACGGAUCACACGAUUUAAAUGUUUUUAUAUUUAUAUUGUUCAGAGAUGGGAAACAUUGAACUGCAUUGCUUUGCUUUUACCCAGUGCUUUUAAAAAGAUUUUUAACCAUUUCAAUCUGGUUGUAAUUUGUUUUUAUUGUUGUAUUUUUUAAAUAUAUUUAUACCCAUUGAAGUUUAUUAAUGUUACAUAAUUUAAUUUGCAAACUGUUAUUGGUUUUUAAUAUCUGAACCUGGUGGGUGUUUUUAUGCAGUUUGUAUGGAUUUUAACCUUUAUAAUGGUUAUAAAUUAAGCUUUUUAUGCAGUUUGUAUUUGUUAUGUGAAUUCUUAUCACUUGUAUUUUAUCUCAGACUUUUUAUAAAAUGUUUUUUACUUUGUAGAAUAGUGUAUGAUCUCCAAUGAUUCUUCCAAACUCUAAACAUAUUCAGGCCAGAUAAACUUUGUAUUUCUGUAGUUCGUUGUAAGAAUAAAACUCAGAUAGGUCAUUUUCUAACGCAUAGUGUUCUCUUAUAUCAACUGUUCAAGAAUGACUGUAAACAUACAGUAUUUUAACUCUAGUUUAGCCCUCACCUGUCAAUAAACUC